AUCUGCAGGAAUGAUUGCCGCUAUCAGUCUCGCGUUCACCGCCCGGCUGAGGAGGUGAAAGUUUCUCCCCAGGAAGAUAAACCGCAAAAGACAAUAUUGUGCAUGAUUUGCGCCUUUUUUUUUUGCAAAGCGGGAAAAAAAAAGGGGGCGAAAAAAAAGGAGAGAGAGAGAAAGAAAGAGGGAGAAGGAGAGAGUGUGGGGAGCUCGAAGAGAAGAGAAAAAUCUCUCGGCCACUUUGCAACAUUCCUAUAGCUAAAAAAUAACUGAAGGGAGUUGAUUUUUUGUUUUGUUUUGUUUUUUUGUUUGUUUUUUGUUUGUUUUUUUUUGCCGUGUGUGUUGGUCUCUCUCCAUUACUGUUACUUGCAGCCAGUUUAUUUUUUACCCCCUGGCCUCCCUCCCCACUUCAAACCUCCCCGAAAAGUCUCAUCAGAGAGACAGUGGGGUUUUUUUGUGCAUGUCUGUCUUAUUCUAGCUUUCUUGCUUAUUUGCAACUGCAAGAUCGCCCCACUUUUUGUUUCCUUUCGGGGCGCUGAUGCCGACGGGGGUGGUUUUGAUGUGGUUGCGUUGGUGGUGAUUGUCGCUGACUUUCCAGAGAGGGUGUUUUGCUGCUGCUGCUCCUCCGUGUUUUUGUUUUGUUUUUUUCCCCCUUUUUUUCUUUUUUUUUCCUUUCCUUUCCCCGGGUUGCUGCACUGAGAGUGGGAAGAUGCUUCUGGAUGCUGGACCGCAGUAUCCCGCUAUAGGAGUCACUACCUUCGGAUCGUCUCGCCACCACUCCACGGGCGAUGUAACGGACAGAGAAGUGGGGCUGGGGAUCAACCCCUUCGCCGACGGCAUGGGCGCCUUUAAAAUUAACCCCAGCACACACGAGCUGGCCUCGGCCGGCCAGACCGCCUUCACCUCGCAGGCACCCGGCUACGCGGCGGCGGCGCUGGGGCAUCACCACCACCCGACCCAUGUCAGCUCUUACUCCAGCGCAGCCUUCAACUCCACCCGGGACUUUCUCUUCCGCAACCGGGGCUUUGGCGAGGCGGCGGCGGCCAGCGCCCAGCACAGCCUCUUCGCUUCGGCCGCGGGCAGCUUCGCCGGACCCCACGGACACACUGAUGCCGCAGGACACAUACUUUUCCCGGGGCUUCACGAGCAAGCCGCGAGCCACGCUUCUCCCAACGUGGUGAACGGGCAGAUGCGCCUGGGCUUCUCCGGAGACAUGUACGGGAGGCCAGAUCAGUACGGCCAGGUCACUAGCCCCCGGUCCGAGCACUAUGCAUCCACUCAGCUCCACGGCUACGGCCACAUGAACAUGAACAUGGCAGCCCACCAUGGGGCAGGGGCCUUCUUUCGCUACAUGAGGCAGCCCAUCAAGCAGGAACUCAUCUGUAAGUGGAUUGAGCCCGAGCAAUUGUCAAACCCCAAAAAGUCCUGCAACAAAACUUUCAGCACAAUGCAUGAGCUGGUGACUCAUGUCACAGUGGAGCACGUUGGAGGACCCGAGCAGUCCAAUCACAUAUGUUUCUGGGAAGAGUGUCCAAGAGAGGGGAAACCUUUCAAGGCCAAAUAUAAACUUGUAAAUCACAUCAGAGUCCACACAGGUGAAAAACCCUUCCCCUGCCCUUUCCCAGGCUGUGGGAAAGUGUUUGCUAGAUCAGAAAAUCUCAAAAUACACAAAAGAACUCACACAGGUGAAAAACCAUUUAAGUGUGAAUUCGAGGGCUGUGACAGGCGCUUUGCAAAUAGCAGCGACCGCAAAAAGCAUAUGCACGUGCAUACUUCUGACAAACCCUAUCUUUGCAAAAUGUGCGAUAAGUCCUACACUCACCCAAGUUCCCUCAGAAAACACAUGAAGGUCCAUGAGUCAUCCUCCCAGGGGUCCCAGCCUUCUCCCGCCGCCAGCUCAGGCUAUGAAUCCUCAACGCCCCCAACAAUCGUGUCUCCAUCUACAGAAAACCAGACCACAAGCUCCUUAUCCCCCUCCUCUUCAGCAGUCCAUCACACGUCCAGCCACAGCACGCUUACAUCAAAUUUUAACGAAUGGUACGUUUAAAACAAAAACAAACAACAAACAAACAAAAACCCUAUUUAAAAGACUCCAAAAUUAAUGAACACUUCGAAAGCAAAAUAAAUACAUAAAUAAAUCAAAAGCUGCCAGUAGACCCAGGACCGAAUAAAAUGAAGAAUCAUUUUCUGUUUUGUUUUGUUCAAAGGCUUGGUAGGCAAAGGGGUUAGUAGAAUGCAUGAGAGGACAAGGUUACCAGGCCAAAUGCCAAAUGUGUAGGGCUGGACUGGAACCACUGAUUAGAGGUCUCAAACUGCAUGUCUCCUUGGGCAGCGGCUUUUUUUUAAAAUGUAAAUACAGAAUUAUUAGCUUAAAAUGUACUGUUUGAUUUUGUAAAUAGUCAUAUCGCAAGUUGAAUAAGGGGAUAUGUGGAACUGUGGUCUUUGCAUAUAUGUGAGG
Molecule: messenger RNA, 2452 nt
Organism: Caretta caretta (loggerhead turtle)
Lineage: Eukaryota; Metazoa; Chordata; Testudines; Cheloniidae
Gene: ZIC1
Product: Zic family zinc finger 1
Biological process (GO): regulation of transcription by RNA polymerase II
Cellular component (GO): nucleus
Molecular function (GO): DNA-binding transcription factor activity, RNA polymerase II-specific; RNA polymerase II cis-regulatory region sequence-specific DNA binding
Source: RefSeq, a predicted model, not a curated record